AAAUUAUAUGCUUUGACUUUUCUCUGCCCCCUCUCGAGACGUAAGACCGAAUCCAACCCGCUUUGCUCCUCACGUUCGUCAUCGCCAGUCUAUCUUAAUUUCAUUCGCGCCUCCUGGGUUGGUGUACAUCCGUUCUUCAUCGACACUGGUCGCUUUGGAGAGAAAAAGAAGGAGGUCGCGCAACAGCCAUGGCUUCUUCCGCCAACCCCGCUCUGGAUCCCGAUCUCGAUCGACCCGAGAACCCCGGCCACGAGCUCGCGCAGUUCGGGGCGGGAUGCUUCUGGGGCGUGGAGCUGGCGUUCCAGAGGGUGGCGGGCGUCGUGAAGACCGAGGUCGGGUACUCGCAGGGCCACGCGCCCGACCCGACCUACAAGCUGGUCUGCUCCGGGACGACGGGCCACGCGGAGGUGGUCCGGGUCCAGUUCGACCCCGAGGCCUGCCCCUACGCCGACCUCCUCGCCCUCUUCUGGUCUCGUCAUGAUCCCACCACGCUCAAUCGCCAGGGAGGUGAUGUUGGGUCGCAGUACCGGUCGGGGAUAUACUACUACAACGAAUCCCAGGCGCGCCUAGCGAGGGAAUCCCUGGAAGCCAAGCAGUCGGAGUACAAGGGCAAGAAGAUCGUGACUGAGAUCCUCCCGGCGAAGAGGUUCUACCGAGCAGAGGAGUACCACCAGCAGUAUCUCGAGAAGGGAGGCGGUCGAGGGAACAAACAAUCCGCCGAGAAGGGCUGCAAUGACCCCAUCAGAUGCUACGGUUGAGUUCUUCCUGCAAUCGAGAUGGCGCAAUA
Rhodamnia argentea is the source of this 787-nucleotide messenger RNA. Its product is annotated as peptide methionine sulfoxide reductase-like. Bases 189 to 758 code for a protein of 189 amino acids. Gene Ontology annotation, molecular function: peptide-methionine (S)-S-oxide reductase activity. The transcript is spliced from 2 exons. NCBI's taxonomy places the organism in Eukaryota, Viridiplantae, Streptophyta, Magnoliopsida, Myrtales, Myrtaceae. The record is from RefSeq and is a predicted model, not a curated record.